AUGAGCGGUCCAACUGAUGAUGUGAUCCAGUCUACAAAUGAUGACGCAACCUCUAGUAAAGCCUUUGCAGUGUCUCGUGGGUACUGGAAAGACAAGUACAUGAGAUAUUUUUGUAAUUCUCCUGCACACAAGACACCAGAAAUAAACCGUGGCUAUUUCGUAAGAACAACGGCAUUCAGAGCAGUUGCUAAAUCUUUUAUCAAGUCUACAGGUGGAGCCUGUCAAGUGGUCAAUCUUGGUGCAGGUUCAGAUACUCUUUAUCUUUCUUUGAAAGAUUCUGAAGAAAUUCCACACAUAUAUGUCGAGGUUGAUAUGAAAGCUAAUGUUCUAUACAAAGCCAUGGUUUUGGAGAGAAAAAAGUUGCUUAAACUUUCAGGGUCUAAAACGCGCAAUGAAAUAUCUUCGUCAGUCGAUGUUUCACAAGAAGGUUCUCAUUACAUUUUCGAUGAAGGGAAAUUUCACUUACUCAGUUUUGAUUUACGAAGACCAGCUCAAGAGUUUCUAGAUAUAUUGUUUUCCCCAGUUGAUGGACCUGGUUGUUCUAAAUCUUGUCCAACUCUCUUUCUCGCUGAAUGUGUACUUGUUUACAUGCCUCCUGAUAUCAGUUAUCAAUUAUUAAAGAGUAUCUCAGAGAACUUUCCUUGUGCUUCAUUUCUGCACUAUGAACAGGUUAAUAUGAGCGAUCAGUUUGGCUCUAUAAUGAUCAAAAAUUUUCGUGCUCGUUCUUGUGAACUUCCUGGUCUUGAGGCUUGUGAUUCACUGACUACUCAGGAAGAAAGAUUUGUUAAAGCUGGUUGGAAGAAAGCGAAAGGUUGGACAAUAAAUCAAGUUUACAAAGCAUUACCUGCCACCACACGUUACAGAAUAGAACAUUUAGAAAUGUUGGACGAUCUUGAAGUGACUAUGCAAUUAUUCGAUCAUUAUUGUAUUCUACUGGCGACAAAUGAUGAAAAUAUUUGUCCAUGGAAACAAUUAGAAGAAGCUUUAGCUACAAUUGAAUAG
This is a messenger RNA of Trichobilharzia regenti, 1002 nucleotides long. The record is from the annotation of a GenBank genome assembly. Lineage: Eukaryota; Metazoa; Platyhelminthes; Trematoda; Strigeidida; Schistosomatidae.